Hibiscus syriacus is the source of this 437-nucleotide messenger RNA. Its product is annotated as probable root meristem growth factor 8. The transcript is spliced from 4 exons. Lineage: Eukaryota; Viridiplantae; Streptophyta; Magnoliopsida; Malvales; Malvaceae. The record is from RefSeq and is a predicted model, not a curated record. Bases 1 to 405 code for a protein of 134 amino acids.
AUGGAGUUGACAGUGUUCAUCACUGUGCUGUGGUUUGCCUUCUUUGCACUACAAGCACCUUGUACUUCCCUGGAAAUGAAGCUGCAUGCAUCAGAUGAACAAGCAGCAAAAGGAGUUGAGCUUUCUCAGUACCCAUCACUUCCAAGGAAGAUCAGAUUCACCGAGGAAGCUGUAGCAGUUAAGGUAAAUGAUGUUCACCAUUCGAUUUCAAGCACCAAGCAUAAGGAACAUGUCUCAGGGAAAGCAUACCAGAAAGAGGAAGCAAGAUUAGUGCAUGGAAGUCGAGGAACAAGGCAAGAAUGGGUGGAGUCUGGGGCUGACAUUUCACACUAUUUUUCGAUGGAUUAUACCCACGUAAGAAGACGACGCCCCAUACAUAACAAGUCAUUGCCGGUCGGUCCUUGAAACCUGGAGGAUCCAUUAUUUCAUCAACAACA